AUGGCCGGAUCUCUUCUAGCCAAGCUCCCUACAAAUUUCUCUAGUACUACCAAGACCAUCCAAGACUUUGAUCAUCUCAACCUCACUUCAACAUUGACGAUAAGGACGUAUACCAAAGAUGAAAAAGGCCUAUUCAUCAACACAGUUUCCGAAAGGGCACUUAACUUCACAGGUGCGCACCGAUUGUUAACCAAGGCUGUCGAUAGCAAUGGUCACAACUGUUCGUACUACAUCGAUAUCCGGCGACAUUCGGCUCCUCAAAUCAACGCAGCACCAGCCAGCAUCGAGCUGACAGACAAUGGUGCGAUCCUAAAUGUUACAAAAGUCGAUGUGGUAACGACAAAGCCAGCCACUGGUCUUUCAAAUUUGAGCAUCUGCAAUGCAUCCGAGCUAACCCUGAAGGCGAUGUUUGAUUUUCAGAAUGUCGGCGAAUUGAAGUACAUGCUAAUAGCAAACGCGUCUGGCAUAUAUGACUCGAUCACGGGUGAUCAUACUAUCAAUUUGACAAUCUGCGCUGUGGAUAACAUCAUGAACGAAACGCAAAGUGUUGAGACCGAUUCUGGCUACAAAGCUUGGCACAAUGGUGCAGCAAACAUCUCGAUUUCAAUUCUCCUCAAGAAAGUCGAGUCACUAGCACCUUAUACAACAACCACGUCCAAAAUUUACACUGGAUCACCUUUAACCCCCAACGACACGGUCACUAUGAACACACCCACAGCGCUCCGACGCUCCCAGUCUAGUUCACCGACAAUUCUCCGAUCCACCCAUGUACCUCGCAUCACAUCAUCGGUUACUGAGAGCAUUGUAAAUUCAACUGCAAGUGAAUUCGGUUCAACUACCAUAACGGAACAAGAUUCGUGGCCCAGCAACCAGGCUUCUAUCUCGUCUACAGCGACAACGCUAGGAAGUGGUGCUAGUGGUGAAGGAUUGCCUCUACAGACUGUGACCGAAAAAGUGACUGAGGAAUGUCUGAACGGAACCCACAAUUGUUCUAAACAUGCUACUUGCGAAUACAACGACUACUCGCCCAACAACUACUCCUGCAGGUGCGAUCGAGGAAAAGCUGACUGCUUUGCAACCGUGUUCGACUCUCAGGUCUUGGGCCACUGUGCUAAAGUCGGGGAGGUGGUGAAGGUCGACUGCAUAGAUGACUACAUUCCUACUAAAUCACCGUACAUGCUAUGCAAGCACUCUAAGUUGGACAAUGUUACACAGUACAAUGUUACAGCUGUCUUCUGUCAACCUGAAUGUUCUGUAGACUCCGGUUUGCGGGUGUAUAUGUCAUCCAACGCAAUGGAAGGAUCUCUUCUAGCCAAGCUCCCUACAAAUUUCUCCAGUACUACCAAGGACAUCAAAGACUUUGAUCAUUCCAAUCUCGCUUCAACAUUGACGAUAAGGACGUAUACCGUGGAUGAAAAAGGCCUAUUCAUCAACACAGUUUCCGAAAGGGCACUUAACUUCACAUUGUUAGCCAAGGCUGUCGAUAGCAAUGGUCGUAACUGUGCGUACUACAUCGAUAUCCGGCGACAUUUCGCUCCUCAAAUCAACGCAGCACCAGCCAGCAUCGAGCUGACAGACAUUGGUGGGAUCCUAAAUGUUACAAAAGUCGAUGUGGUAACGACAAAGCCAGCCACUGGUCUUUCAAAUUUGAGCAUCUGCAAUGCAUCCGAUCUAACCCUGAAGGCGAUGUUUGAUUUUCAGAAUGUCGGCGAAUUGAAGUACAUGCUAAUAGCAAACGCGUCUGGCAUAUAUGACUCGAUCACGGGUAAUAUUACUAUCAAUUUGACCAUCUGCGCUUUGGAUAACAUCAUGAACGAAACGCAAAGUGUUGAGACCGAUUCUGGCUACAAGGCUUGGCACAAUGGUGCAGCAAACAUCUCCAUUUCAAUUCUUUUCAAGAAAGUCGAGUCACUAGCACCUUAUACAACAACCCCGUCCAAAAUUUACACUGGAUCACCUUUAACCCCCAACGACACGGUCACUAUGAACACACUCACAGCGCUCGGACGCUCCGAGUCUAGUGCACUGACAACUCCCCGAUCCACCCAUGUACCUCGCAUCACAUCAUCAUCCGUUACUGAGCGCGUUGUAAAUUCAACUGCAAGAGAAUUUGGUUCAACUACCAUAAUGGAACAGGAUGCGGCGCCCAGCAACCCGGCCCCUAUCUCAUCUAUGGCGACAACGCUAGGAAGUGGUGCUAGUGGUGAAGGAUCGCCUCCACAGACUGUAAUCGAGCCUGAUGUGAACGAAUGCGUGGAAGGAGCGCACAGCUGUUCCGACCUUGAAGCUUGUGAUACCACCACCAGACCAUUCACUUGUAAAUGCAAUCUAGAGAACGGAAUCUGCAAUUUGAACGUGUUCAACUCAACGAUUAUCAGCCACUGUGCUAGAAAUGGUGAGCUGGUGAAAGUCGAUUGCGUAGAUGGCUUCAUUCCUGACAGAUCGCCGUACAUCAAAUGUUCAGCAAAUGACGUCCUGUGCCGACCUGAAUGUGAUCCGGAAUUUCCUCUGCGGGUGUAUCUAUCAUCCAACGCAAUGGUUGGUACUCUUCUAACCAAGCUCCCUCUGAAUUUGUCCAGUGACAUGGAUGAUAUCAAAGACUUCAAUCACACCAAUCUCAGCUCAGGGUUGUCCACUAGGAAAGAUGCAGGAGAUGCGCUGGAACUAAUUGUAAUCAAUACGUCUGAAGCCAUACGGAGUUCAACGCAUUUACACCAGUUGACCGUUAAGGCUCGCAAAAGCGACAGAUACGACUGUUUGUAUUACAUCCUCAUCCUGGUGCAUAGUGCGCCUCGGAUCGAUAACGCACAACCUUUCCAAAAUAUUGCCUUGGAAGUGGAGCAGUAUGGUGGUUACGUCAAUGUCACACCAUUCUCUGUGACCGUAUUCGAGCCGGCAACUGAUCUUUCAACUUUGACCAUAUGCAACGCCUCUGAUCCCAAUAUGAAGGCAAUGUUUGAUAUCGAAACUCUCGGCAACUGGGAAUACAUGCUCACUGCAAAUCAGUCUGGCCUUUACGACUUGAUGACUGAGAAUCAGACAAUAGCCUUGGGGAUCUGUGCUGUAGAUAAUAUCGUCAAUGUGACGCAAAGUGACGAGAAUAGUAACGGGACUAGCUAUGUCGCGUGGCAUGAUGGCGCAACAAACCUCACAAUCUCUAUCGUUCUGAUUAAGGUGACGUACACAGAACCCUUGGAUAGCCCUGGGACAACACCUCAAUCCACCAAAACAUCGAAUAGGCGCGUAACGACACAAAAACUGCCCAUCACCUCUACCUGGCCCACAACAAAACACAAUCCUCCAACAACUUCUAUUCAGCGCGCCGCAACCAGUAUACCACUUUCAAUGUCCAGUAGGCUCGCAACGACCCACGCUCCAGCCACAACCUCUACUAAGUCGUUGACAACACAUGCACCACCUACGACUUCUCCAGCAGCCACAACAUACACAGUACAGAAAAUGCUGCCGACGCCGGAAACAACACACGAGCCACCCACAACAUCUAUCAGAUCCACAACCUCGCAGAAUAUACCUACACCUUUAACGAAACCCACAAUACCACAGAACACGCCUAUAGCUACAAGCAGGCUGACAACAGGCCAGAAGCCAACCACGACUGCUGCAAGGGCCACAACAGCGCAAACACUACCCGCAACUUCCACUAUGCCCAGAACAACUACACCCAACAUGCCCAGAACAACUACACCCAGUUCACCCACAACUUCUACAAAGCCCAUCACGACACAUAUACCAUCCACAGGGUCCAUGUGGACUGCAACAGCACCCACCACGUUCAAUUCGCCCCCAGUUACAACGAGACAAAGACCAGAAACAAUGUCUACUAGGCGCGUAACAACACACAAGACUACCACAACGUUUACCAUGCCUGGAACAACGCAAACGCCAACCUCAACUUUAGCAACUUCAGCCACAACACACAACGUACCCACGACUUCCGCUAGUCCCAUUACAACACCCAAUCCACCCACAACGUACAUUCUGUCUACAACAACACCCACACCACCCACAACGUACAUUUUACCGACAACAACACACAUACCACCUUCAACCAUGACAAGGCCAACAACAACACCCAAUCCACCCACAACGAACAUUCUGCCUACAACACCAUACAAACCACCUUCAACCAUGACCAGUCCAACAACAACACCCAAUCCACCCACAGCGUACAUUCUGCCUACAACAACACACAUGCCACCUUCAACCAUGACAAGUCCGACAACAACACCCAAUCCACCCACAACGUACAUUCUGUCUACAACAACACACAUGCCACCUUCAACCAUGACCAGUCCAACAACAACACCCAAUCCACCCACAACGUACAUUCUGCCUACAACAACACACAAACCGCCUUCAACCAUGACCAGUCCAACAACAACACCCAAUCCACCCACAACGUACAUUCUGCCUACAACAACACACAAACCACCUUCAACCAUGACCAGUCCAACAACAACACCCAAUCCACCCACAACGAACAUUCUGCCUACAACAACACACAAACCACCUUCAACCAUGACCAGUCCAACAACAACACCCAAUCCACCCACAACGUACAUUCUGCCUACAACAACACACAUGCCACCUUCAACCAUGACAAGUCCAACAACAACACCCAAUCCACCAACAACGUACAGUCUGCCUACAACAACAUACAUACCACCUUCAACCAUGACAAGUCCAACAACAACAACACCCAAUCCACCCACAACGUUCAUUCCGCCUACAACAAAACACAUACCACCUUCAACCAUGACAAGUCCAACAACAACACCCAAUCCACCCACAACGUACAUUUCGCCUACAACAACACACAUACCACCUACAACCAUGACAAGUCCAACAACAACGCCCAAUCCACCCACAACGUACAUUCCGCCUACAACAACACACAUACCACCUUCAACCAUGACCAGUCCAACAACAACACCCAAUCCCCCCACAACGUACAGUCUGCCUACAACAACAUACAUACCACCUUCAAGCAUGACAAGUCCAACAACAACAACACCCAAUCCACCCACAACGUACAUUCCGCCUACAACAAAACACAUACCACCUACAACCAUGACAAGUCCACCAACAACACCCAAUCCACCCACAACGUACAUUCCGCCUACAACAAAACACAUACCACCUACAACCAUGACAAGUCCAACAACAACACCCAAUCCACCCACAACGUACAUUCCGCCUACAACAACACACAUACCACCUUCAACCAUGACAAGUCCAACAACAACACCCAAUCCACCCACAACGUACAUUCCGCCUACAACAACACACAUACCACCUUCAACCAUGACAAGUCCAACAACAACACCCAAUCCACCCACAACGUACAUUCCGCCUACAACAACACACAUACCACCUACAACCAUGACAAGUCCAACAACAACACCUAAACUACCCACAACGUUUGCUACAUCCACAAAAGGACACGUGCCAAUUACAACAAACCAACCACCAAUUUCCUCCAGGCAAGCACCGUCUGCAAGGCCCACAACAAUACAUUUGCCACUCACAACUUCCGAAAUGGCAGCAACGACACCCAAAGCAACCACAACCUCAGCUAGGCCCGAACCAACAAACACGCUACCAGCAACUCCUACCGCGCCCGAAACAACACAGCUGCCACCUACAACGUAUGCUAGUACUGGUAUACCUACAACACCACAAAAACCGGCCGAGGCGAUUGCAACCGUUACCCUAACCGAACCGUUAACUGUUACACCAACCUUGACUUCCAGCAUCAGUCGUCAUCCUGGAUCGCAGAGCACUGACGCAUCGCCACACGCGAACGUUCCACCGAAGGUUUACAUCAGCCAGAGUAUGACCGUCAUGGAGGGUGAUUCCGCAAUAAUACACUGCACCGUGAAUACGACUCUUCCCUUCACUAUACAAUGGUUCAACCGACAUGGCCACCCCAUACGCCAAGGCAUCAACUAUAGAAUCUAUGAUAAAACUCAAACGCUGAAGAUUAUUUCAGUGCGGCAUGACGUACACAAUGGACACAUCAAGUGUGUUGCAAGCGGUGAAAAAUAUCCGGCCAGCAAUGCAUCUACAACAUUAGCAGUUCUAGUGAAACCUUUCAUUUCGCCCAAGCCUCCAGCAAAACGAAGCGCUUUCGAAGGCACUAAGGUGGAAAUCGGAUGCUCCUAUGGCGGAUGGCCCAAGCCCAACGUUACCUGGCAUCGCAUUAAAAAUGGAAGCAAGCUUGCAAGUUAUCCAGGCUAUUGCAAGCCGUUUUGGACCAAAUCUGCAGCUAACAAUGUGUUUCUCUUGGUGAUAAAUGAUCUCCAGACCUGCAAUGGGGGAGUCUAUCGUUGUUCAGUGGCGACCGGAAACCAAUCCGUUGCCUCUGAUGUGAACCUUACAGUAUUUGAGCCUUCUAACUUCGAAUUGUCUGUGACCUUCAGCCAAACUAACAUCAGUGCUGAUAAUUCGUUGGCCAACGAAGUGAAGAGAACAGUGUAUACGUGGCUUCAAGGCAGUCGCCCGAACAUCACGAAUAUCACACUUGGAGAACUGCCACAAAAUAUCGGGUAUUCAGCUACUGUUCGGUUUUCGGUGUCCACAGUAUUCAACGACUCUUUGGCCCGCGGAAACGUCUCACUUUCCGAAGGAUUUCGUGCCUACAUAUUUGCACAAAUAAAAAGAAACAAGGACCCAGAACUUUUGCAGCCUGUGCAAGACUCACUUUAUGUGAUCAGUUUUGAUGUCUGCCCAAAUGAAACCUUAGUGUCGAAUACAGGCAGUGGCAGUUUCCUAUGGCCAGAGACAACGGGAGCUAACACCGUCACACUGGAGUGCCCUGUUGGUUUACAUGGUGUAGGCAAGGCAAUUGCCACGAGAACUUGCUUGGCUCCUUCGAAGAAAGGCGAGAAGGCUGAAUGGGAGGAAGCGAACAUAACUGCCUGCCCUUCUCAAACUACCAAACUGCUUCAAGAACUUUCGCAGGAGAUCAAUAUCACCGAACCAGACGUGCUUGUCACGACAUCGACUGAGCUAGCUAACUUGACAGCAAGGGAUGAGUUCUCAUCAAAGGAUGACGUCGGAUUCGCGGCAACGAUCCUGUUGGGGCUCAGCGAUGCAGCCGAUGGCGAAACACUGAAUUUAAGCAGACAAGACAAGGAAAACGUUGCAAGUACGGUACUAGUGACCGUUGAUAACAUUCUUAACGUUCCAGCUGACGUCAUACAGUCCGAACCUGCAGCAGAGAUUAUACAAUCAGUGGAGAAACUGGUCAAAAUACUGGAUGUACAGGAAGAUAAGCCAUUUCUGCUAGAUGAGGAGAACAUCGGACUUGCCGUCAGCUGUCCAAGCAACCUUGCAGCGACACAGGGAUUUCAAAUGGAUGGGUCGCUCCCAUCUAGCAACUUCUCCGUCGGAGAUCUUGAUGUAUUAGCGAAAGGCAAGUACUGCCAAGCAGGGAAAAUAAAUAAACCAACAAGGGAUGACUGA
Molecule: messenger RNA, 7488 nt
Organism: Sycon ciliatum
Lineage: Eukaryota; Metazoa; Porifera; Calcarea; Leucosolenida; Sycettidae
Product: mucin-3A-like
Exons: 21
Coding region: 1-7488 (2495 amino acids)
Cellular component (GO): membrane
Molecular function (GO): G protein-coupled receptor activity
Source: RefSeq, a predicted model, not a curated record